GAAUAAACACCCCCCCUCGCCACAUCAGGUCAUGUGAGGAGCCAAGGCCAGGCUCUCCAAGGCGCUCUCUCCAUCCUUCAACAGUCCUGAGUACCAUGACCUCCCAACAGCCCAACUCUGGCCUUAUUUACACUCACAGCUCUGGCAGCGGAGAGAAUUUUUCCUCCCUUUGUGACUAGAGAGGAAGUUGUCACAGAUAAAUAGAGCAAGGCACGGCAGCUCCUGACACAGUUCAUCAUGACCAUGAGACACAACUGGAUUCCAGACCCUAGCCCUCUUCGGGCCCUGCUCCUCUGUGCCCACGUCAUCUCCCACCUGGCCGGAGCCACACCUGUGCCUCAGGCCACCACAGCUGCCUCACCUGGGAUGGCAAAGGAUCCCUGCUCCUCGCGGCCCCCAGCGCUCCCAGCAGCUAAGCAGUGCCCAGCGUUGACAGUGACCUGGCCAGCAGUGGAAGUCUCACUGAAUGGAACGCUGACAUUGUCCUGUACCGCCUGCAGCCGCUUCCCCCACUUCAGCAUCCUCUACUGGCUGGGCAACGGCUCCUUCAUCGAGCACCUCCCAGGCCGGCUGCGGGAGGGCAGCACCAGGCGAGAGUACAGGGGCAAGUGGACCCAGCUGUGGAGGCCGUUGGUGCUGGAGGAGCUGAGCCCUGCCCUGCGAGAUACCAACUUCUCCUGUGUUCUCAUGGAUCCUGGGCAGACUGUCCAGCGUCACCUUGUCCUGGCCCAGCUCUGGGUGAGGAACCCAAGGGAGGGCGUCCGGGACAUAAGGAGCCCUGCUUCAGUGUGGGAAGGAAAGGGUGGGCUCUGCCCACAGCAGCCUCCAGCUGAUGUCCACUGAUUGCCUCAGCCUGAGGUGGCAACUAAAAGGACCAGGACUCAGGCAGGAGAGACACGGCCUAGGGGGAAGUUCUUCCCACCUUGGCCCUGAUCCUGUUUGCUUCACUCCCCCAGGCUGGGCCGAAGACAUGUGUGCCCCCUGCCACAGGAAGCCCCUCCCUCCAGCCAGGCCCCUCUGCCGUACCAUCCCGACAGUGAACCCAAGCUCCACCGCCACCUCGUUGAAACACCACUUCUUUAUUGAGGUCCAGGCCACAGUCUGCAUCGAUUUAAUUUAUUUGUUUACUCUGUGGGCUCCUGGGAUACGGGCAGAGGCUGCUUCUGACCCACAGCUGUGUAUCUGUCACCCCAGCAAGGCCCAAGGGGGGGCAUUCAUAAACCAUCUUCAAUGGCA
Molecule: messenger RNA, 1236 nt
Organism: Dama dama (fallow deer)
Lineage: Eukaryota; Metazoa; Chordata; Mammalia; Artiodactyla; Cervidae
Gene: IL18BP
Product: interleukin 18 binding protein
Exons: 6
Coding region: 238-843 (201 amino acids)
Biological process (GO): T-helper 1 type immune response
Molecular function (GO): interleukin-18 binding
Source: RefSeq, a predicted model, not a curated record